This is a messenger RNA of Opisthorchis viverrini, 573 nucleotides long. RefSeq lists its product as hypothetical. The record is from RefSeq and is a predicted model, not a curated record. NCBI's taxonomy places the organism in Eukaryota, Metazoa, Platyhelminthes, Trematoda, Opisthorchiida, Opisthorchiidae. The transcript is spliced from 5 exons. Bases 1 to 573 code for a protein of 190 amino acids.
AUGCUACGGAAUUCACAAGAAAUCGACAUAAACAUCUCAGCCAUCGGCAUGCACCUGGAGUUGCCGAGAAACGGUUGGAGGUUGUAUGCCUCAGUUGACGACUUUUCUGAAGGUGCUUUGACCGAACUUACGGAGACAUCGUCAGUGCGCAGUGACGCGUUCGCCAGACAGACCAACAGCUACCUGAUCAACAACCCAGAGUCGUCCUGCAAUGACCAAAACAGUUAUCUUCCCCAGUGGAGAAAAACGAAUUCUCAGGAUAGCUGCAAUCGUCUGUUCGGGUCGCAAUAUCGACACAUAGCCAGCCUAAAAUAUGCGCAUAAUCCGACCCGACCGGGAUUCCAACUACUUUUAUGUAAUGCGCUAGUUGGACAAAACAGUCAAAUUCCACAGUGUGCUCUCACACGCAGCAAAGUGCUAGAAGGCCAUUUUUAUCCGGCUUAUAAGCGCAGAAGAAAAAGUACAUGUGCAGAGAGUGACGCAUCCCCAAGGUCAUCAUCGGUUCGACACGUCCGGAAAGUAGGUGAGUUGGCGGCUCUCACCAAACGGCUUAGCAACACACGACUAGCGUAG